AUGACAUACGAGAAGGCACUUCCCUCAAGGCGGGCUCCGUCCCCGCGGCGACUCGCACGCUACUUCGGUACCAGCAGACGAUUCAGACUUCUCUGCGCCUUCGCUGUUGUCGGCUAUGUGCUGCUAUCCACAAGCAUCGAGUUGUGGGGAACCUACUGGAGUAAUGCACCCACAGACUUCGAUCGCCGUACCUCUCCGACUACGAGUCCCUCAUUACCCCUGCCGGAGCACCCCGCGCGCCGCCUCGUUCAAACCGCGAAGGGCGUGAACAUAGGCGACCGAUACAGCUACCUGAAGCCGCUCAGCGCUGGUUGCGAGGGCGACACUGCCAUCUACCGGGAUGAAGAGACGGGUAGCGAUGUCGUUAUAAAGAGCUUCAGAACGCAGCUGCGCAAUCGCCUUCCGGAGUACACGCGGAGGACAUUCGCAGGCAGCAUCGGCAACUGGCCAGCCGAGAUACCUGCCACACUGCUGCUGGGCGGCAUGAUGAACGUCACCUCGGAGAGCAACAUGACGGGGACAGUCGAUGUAUCAUUCAAGUCGGACUUCAUUCCGGCUGUUGAUUAUUUCUUGAUCGUUAGCAGCGAGAGCGGUGCUCCAGUCUCGCCUACAUGGCGCCUAGUAACCCCGUUUAUACGAGGCGGAACUCUCCAAACGCUUGUUUCAAAAUUGAGGGAGGAAAGACCACAACAGCCACAUGAGCUGGAUGCCUUCCUACGACCAGCAUUCAAUCGGCUGCUCACUGCUCUAAGAGACCUCCACGCCAAGGAACUGUGCCACGACGACAUCAAAAUCGACAACAUUUUCACGAUCGACCAAACCCAAUGGCUGAUUGGGGAUCUCGGCAGGGUCCGCGAAGUCCAGCAUCCAUACCACUACACCCACAAAUGGCAGAGCAUGAACCAGUGGUCCGAGUGCCGCCUCAACGACGUACGCCGCAUGUUGAAAACGUAUCUGAGUGUUUUACGCACGGCCGCUGCAGACGCUGAUCGUUUUGACGCGGACUUUUACGCUGAGCGCCAGCCGUGGAGCAAACUCUACUGGGAUUUUAUGAGACGCCCUGCCCUCGCCGGUGAGCUGCUGGGCCGGUCCUCGAAUAGCUCUGUGGAUCUCGCUCCAGAUUCAGCGAUGGAGGCAUCCGCAACAGUCAAACCAGACGUGUCCAUGCAGACAGGCAAGGCUCGGGAAGCACUUCGAUUAGCUGUUGAUCGGGAAUUGAAGUGCACAAGAAUCCCAUGGAGGUUGAGGAAAUGGUGGCUUUGGGGGGGCUUCAUGCCGAAGUACCGCCUGGAGAAGAAUCUUCACGUAGCCAAGGCCAAGUUCGAAGACUGA
This is a messenger RNA of Coniosporium apollinis CBS 100218, 1332 nucleotides long. RefSeq lists its product as uncharacterized. Gene Ontology annotation, biological process: protein phosphorylation. NCBI's taxonomy places the organism in Eukaryota, Fungi, Ascomycota, Dothideomycetes. The record is from RefSeq and is a predicted model, not a curated record. Gene Ontology annotation, molecular function: ATP binding; protein kinase activity. The coding region runs from base 1 to 1332 and encodes 443 amino acids. The transcript has a single exon.